This is a messenger RNA of Gopherus flavomarginatus (Mexican gopher tortoise), 7502 nucleotides long. RefSeq names its product tyrosyl-DNA phosphodiesterase 1 (gene TDP1). The record is from RefSeq and is a predicted model, not a curated record. Bases 123 to 2306 code for a protein of 727 amino acids. Lineage: Eukaryota; Metazoa; Chordata; Testudines; Testudinidae. Gene Ontology annotation, cellular component: nucleus. Gene Ontology annotation, biological process: double-strand break repair; single strand break repair. The transcript has 17 exons. Gene Ontology annotation, molecular function: 3'-tyrosyl-DNA phosphodiesterase activity; single-stranded DNA binding; double-stranded DNA binding.
CCCUCGCUCCUGGUGGUGGCUUCGUGGGGUGCCGGGAGCCCUGGGCGCUUCCGCCCGUCUGGCUCAGCGCCGCGGCGUGCGAAGGCGGGUGGGGAGCACGGGACUGCGCCUCUCUGCGGUGGAUGGUCCUGCGGGCUCCCCGUGUCGGGCUGGGCCUGGGGGAGUUGGCUGUAGCUCCCCUCGGGACCAGGGCCCUGUUGAGCUGGGUGCUGGACAAAGGCAGGAUUCUCCUCCCGAAGCGCUUUCAGUCUAAAGAUUUGUUUGUCUGCACAAACAUGUCUCAAGAAAGUGAGCAUGGGAAAUGGACGGUAUCUAGCAGUGAUGAAAGUACAGAAGAAAAUGAUGAUAAUGCUGAAGAGCCAUCUACAUCUUCAUUGUCUCACAGUGGACAUGGCAAAACUAGUGGAUCACAGUAUCCAUGUUCAGAGGCUAGAAAAGUUGGUCACAAGAGAAAAGCCUCCCCUGUGAAAUUUAACGAUGCAAGUUUUCCAACAGGGAUUUCACCAGCAGAAAUCCAGAGAACUUCCCAAGAAGGUUUAGGCUGGUGCCUUUCAAGUAGUGAUGAGGAGCCUGAAUCUGAAGGUCAGCCACAGCAUGCACAAAAGGAAGCAGUCAAAGAGGAGAAAUACAGUGCUCCUAAAAAGCAGCCUUCACAUAGAUUUGAAGAUAAUGAGCUCCCAAUGAGCCAAAAGCCAGAAAAACAUUAUAAGGUAGCAAGUGAAGGCCAGGACACUUGGGAUUUGUUGAAUGGAGGGAACCCUUUCAGAUUCUUUGUCACUAAAGUCAAAGGUAUUAAGUCUAAGUACAACUCUGGAGCACUUCACAUAAAAGAUAUUUUGUCUCCUCUCUUUGGGACUCUUGUAUCUUCUGCUCAGUUUAACUAUUGUAUAGAUGUGGAAUGGCUCAUAAGACAGUAUCCACAGGAAUUCAGGAAAAAACCAUUAUUAAUAGUACACGGUGAAAAGCGAGAGUCCAAGGCUGAGCUGCAUGCACAGGCACACCCAUAUGAAAAUGUUCGUCUUUGCCAGGCUAAGCUGGAUAUUGCCUUUGGAACUCACCACACGAAAAUGAUGUUGUUGUUAUACGAAGAAGGUCUUCGAGUUGUGAUACACACAUCCAAUCUUAUUGAUGAUGAUUGGGACCAGAAAACUCAGGGAAUAUGGCUAAGCCCCCUAUAUCCACGGCUACCGCCUGGAACCACUGGUUCUGCUGGUGAAUCUGUAACCAAUUUUAAGUCUGACCUAAUACACUAUUUGAUGAGUUAUAAUUCCCCUACUCUCAAGGAAUGGGCUGACAUCAUCCAAGGGCAUGAUCUUUCAGAGACAAGAGUAUAUCUGCUUGGAUCAACCCCAGGACGAUACCAAGGCAACCAAAAAGAAAAAUGGGGUCACCUUAGACUUAGAAAGCUUUUGAAAGAGUAUACAUCAGCAAUACCAGCACAAGAAUCUUGGCCAGUGAUAGGACAGUUUUCAAGUAUUGGAUCAAUGGGAGCUGACCAGUCCAAGUGGUUGUGCUCAGAAUUUCGAGAGAGUUUGGUUAUGCUAGGCAGUAGUGUGAAGACUCUAGCAAAACCUGACGUUCCUAUUCAUUUGAUUUACCCUACUGUGGACAAUGUGAGGCAAAGUUUGGAAGGAUAUCCUGCUGGUGGCUCUCUUCCAUACAGUAUACAAACUGCACAGAAACAACUUUGGCUACACUCUUAUUUCCACAAAUGGUCAGCAGAAACCUCAGGCCGCAGCCAUGCUAUGCCUCACAUUAAGACUUACAUGAGGCCAUCUCCUGACUUCCAGAAGAUUGCGUGGUUUUUAGUUACAAGUGCCAAUCUUUCCAAAGCUGCCUGGGGAGCUCUAGAGAAAAACGGCACGCAACUGAUGAUUCGUUCAUACGAACUUGGAGUCCUUUUCCUGCCUUCAGCAUUUGGAUUGGAUACAGGUUACUUCCAUGUGAAGAAGAAAAUGUUUUCAGGAAGUAAUGAGACAGUGACAUCUUUUCCUGUGCCUUAUGAUCUGCCCCCAGAGCAGUAUGGAAGCAAAGGUAAGGCGCUAAUCAUUGGGGUGAGAGAGCUUCCCACGAGCUCGGAUACACACUGGACCCAGCCCUGCUGGUGUUUUCCCAGCGCUGAGGCCGCCCAGCUGGGAGCCCAAGGGGCAUGCAAUGGAGAGAGCUCGGGGGCUGGAGGAGCCAAGGAAGAGGUGCUGGGCUUGCUGGACAGAUGCUUCCCCUCUCUGCCAGAUCGCCCAUGGAUUUGGAAUAUUCCUUAUACCAAAGCACCUGAUACACAUGGAAACAUGUGGGUUCCAUCAUAAAAGCAUCAAACCCACUGUGAGAUUUCAGCAUCUGACGCUGAGCCUCCUACCAUAGCUGUGAGACUAAUUAUUUCUGAUUUUCAGAUGUGGAGUUGUGCACUGGAUAACUAGCUUCUUAUUAUGUCAUAUGUCAGUAAUACUGAGGAAUUGUUUUGGGGAGGAGAGGAAGGGAGAAUCCUUGGGGAAUAUGUAGCCAUAUUGAUCUUUAUAGAUGUCCUAAAAAUAUAACACUGUAAUUUUAAACUACCAUUUUAUAUAUUCUCUUAUUGUAGUGGCCGUUGCAUUUUGGAAGGUGUUAAAAUAACAGUGUAAGCUUAUGUUCAGAGGUUCCCACUGUUUUUAGCCAGAAUAUAUUCAAAUCUGUUAGUAUUCUUUUGGACUGCUUUCGGGACCCUCUUGACUACAGUAAGAGAUUUGUAUGUACAUUCUGAAGUUAGAAAGUGAAUAAAAGGCAAUUUUGUUAAUUUUUCAUCAACAUGUAACCAACGUCUUUGGUAAUUACUGUCCUCUCCUGUGAGAGCUUAACAGAGUUGAAUUCAUUUCCUCCCCAUUUUUCCUUCUCCAAAGCCCAAAUCCUGUCCAAAACACUCAGUGCAAGUAGCUGGACUUGAGUGCCAGGGAGCUACAUGAGGCAAUGAGGUCACGUGCAUCAGAGCAGCUCUGCAAUUGCUACUCCAGUCGAAAAGCCCAACAGUACAGUGCAAUUCUUCCUGUACAACCCCCGCCAAAUCCCAACCAAAUCAGGCGGGAUAACUACUCCAGUUCUAUCAUUUAGUCUUUGUGAUCCCGUUUGGAGGAGGAUGUUGCAGAGUGCACAAGGGAAUAACACUGCUUUAAGCAGUAGUAAUUUAAUGUUCCCUUUUCUGCAGAACCAAAAGAAGAGCUGCUAUGUAAGCCCUCCCCCCGCAUUCAAGUCCCUUCGUAAUAUUCACUUCUGCUGUGACACCUACAUAAAAUUAACCAAGUUAAGGCAUCCAUUUAGUGAAAACAAACAAAAAAUCUCUUUGCUAAGGCAAGCCAAGUACCAGUCCUCUGAAUAACCCUGUAAAUUGUUACUCCUGUCCUUGCCCUUUCUAUUGUCUUGCUUCUCCUUCAUUAUUCUCAAUGUCAUUCUGGGAUAUAUUAGCAGUAGUGUAGUAAGCAAGACACAAGAAGUAAUUCUUCCUCUCUACUCCACACUGAUUAGGCCUCAGCUGGAGUAUUGUGUCCAGUUCUGGACGCCACAUUUCAGGAAGGAUUUGGACAGAUUGGAGAAAGUCCAGAGAAGAGCAACAAAAAUGAUGAAAGGUCUAAAAAACAUGACCUAUGAGGGAAGAUUGAAAAAAUUGGGUUUGUUUAGUCUAGAAAAGAGAAGAAUCAGAGAGGACAUAACAGUUUUCAAGUACAUAAAAGAUUGUUACAAGGAGGGAGAAAAAUUGUUCUCCUUAACCUCUGAGGAUAGGACAAGAAGCAAAUGGGCUUACAUUGCAGCAAGGGUGGUUUAGGUUGGACAUUAAGAAAAACUUCCUCACUGUCAGGGUGGUUAAGCACUGGAAUAAAUUGCCCAGGGAGGUUGUGGAAUCUCCAUCAUUGGAAAUUUUUUAAGAGCCGGUUAGACAAACACGUGUCAGGGAUGGUCUAGAUAAUAUUUAUCUUGCCGUGAGUGCAGGGGACUGGACUAUAUGACCACUCGAGAUCCCUUCCAGUCCUAUGAAUCUGUGUCCUGUCCUGUGGAGUCUGUAAGCUCCUUGGAGCCGUUAUGGUGCCCUCUCUGUUCUGUUUUGGAUGCCAAUGAAAAUAAUGUCAUUUAGGUGCAGGGGGAAGAACUGCACUGGGCAGGCCCCUUGAGAGGUGGCUACACAGUGGUGAGGAUAACUUCUACAAUCUAUGUCUAUACCACAAGAAUUGCCUGUUGCUGAUAGUUGCUGCUAGCAAUGGAUGCGUUUGAACUGGUUCAAAAGCAGGCAUAGCCUGGGACAAAGCAUGGCUAACACAUACUCAGAGUUGUUAGGAAUAAAAUAUGCUCAACUCCCAAUAGCUUUGAAGCACAUUCUCUGAAACUGUUCUGAGCACAGUUUGUCCUGGAUCUGUACUUGAGGUUAGGUUCAAUUAUACCCACUGCUGACAUUUGUUGUCAGCAAUGCAUAGUUCCUGUAGUGUUCUGCCACUAUCUUCUGCAUGACACCACAGAGUUUUCAGUUUUGUUCUCCACUGUGCACCAUGGAGAGAGGAAUGUAGGUGUUCAGAUCAAGGAUCUUGUCCCAUAGAUCUAUUCUCUAGGGCCAAAUUGAAGUCAGAGGAGUGCCCUAUUGUGCAAACAAAAUUUUGACCCUUUUUGACUAGAAUUUGACCACUUAAACUCAUUUAAUGUCCCUAAUAAACAUGUAUCCUAUUCUGAGAGUUCUGCAACUAAACUACCCCCGAGCAAGGGGCAAUGCAUUUGUUGUGCUGUCCCUGGAGCAAGCUCAAAGACAGAGCAUGAUUCAGAGUCACAAUCUGCCUUCCAGAUACCCUUUGCUCUGAGGGGAAAGUACCAUGUGUCAAGUCCAUAAAUGGUACAGGGUAAUUCUGCCCUCCCUCCCCCUGCCCUGGUACACAGACAUAGCUACAACAGAUAAAAAUAUAGCAUUUGAAGUUGAAACAUUCCUACCCAAUGUGUAAUUUCUUAUUUCUACCUGCAGUCAAUUGAGAGAGAAUUUUAAAAUGGCACAAUCUGUCUCUAAGCUAAUUUUAUCUGUGUGCAGUGACUUGACACUUCCACUGUUGGGCCUUUGGAACUACAGAUAUAACUUCAGAGGGGUCAUUAUGUACUAAUGGCUUAUGACAUCCAAAAAGGAAAUGCAAAGUGACAGAUGGUGUAUAUUGCAGUAAUAACUCUGCCCUAUGAUUGUUUUCCAUCUUCUGUUCUUAACUAAAUACUAUCACUGAGUUAAUUACAUUGACUAUAUACCAAAAGGUAGGAGUGGUUAACAUGGAAACAUAUGUAGUUGAACUAUUGAUUAACAGAUAAAGAAGUUAUUAAAAUGGACUUUGAUCAGUGUCUGGCUUCAAUUUUAAUUCUGAAAAGUUAAUAACAGAACAGCAGGGUCUUUCCAUGGUAAAUCUCUGGUUUUAAAUAUGGCCUUGAAUGUGUAGUUAUAGCCAGUAAAUUAGUAUAUUUUUCAAAAGCCACUUGUAUAUUGUAAAUCCUAUGUUUACUUUGCUGACUAGAUCGUUCUAGUCUAAUUUAAAUUACUGUUUUACUCCAGCUAGCCCUGCAGAGCCAACACAACUUUCAGUGAAUGAAUUGGAUUUUAGUCUGAUUCGUACAUCAAUAGAAUUGUUGUCAUAUGUUUAAUCUUUACUACUUAUGAAAUCAGUGCUAGAAGGAAUCCGGUUGCGCACUCACAUUCCAUCUUGAGUUUGCAGAGAUGGAAGUCAGGAAGAAGUCUUGUAAAUGGAGCAGAUUUGCUCUGAAAAUCAUUGAGACGUAAUAAACAAGAAAUCUUGCGUGCGCGCACACACAAAAUCACCCAAAACAAAACCCCAAAGCAGUUACUUACCUGUUCUGUAGCUGCUGUUCUUUGAGCUGUGUGUGCAGAUGUGUAUUCCACUUAGGUGUGUUCGAGCGCACAAGAGUCAGACUUUUUCCCCACAGCAGUACCUGACGGGGUUGCACACGCACCCUAUGCAUCCUCCUGGCCCCUCCCAAGGCAAUACAAGCGCUGCCACUGCCCUAGCCCUCCAUCAGUUCCUUCACAGCAGAGCAGGUGGUUUAAGUCUCCAAUAUAGAGGGGACGGAGGGCGGGUCAUGGAAUACAUAUCUGCAUCCACAACUGGAAAGAAAACAGUUACACAAUAGGUAAGUAACUGUUUGUUUUUUCUUGUUCGUGUUGUUGCAGGCAUGUAUUCCACUUGGGUGACUCCCAAGCAGUACUGUUUGGAGGUAAGUUCAGAGCCUACUUGAAUAAUGAUUGAAAUACGACUUUGCAAAAGUUCACAUCCGAUCUAGAGGUGGUUGUGACCACAUAGUGCAAAGUAAAUGUAUUUACUGAGGACCCUACAGAUGUCCAGAAUGGAAACCUCCUCGAAGAAAGUAAUGGAUGCAUCCUGAGCCCUUGCAGAAUGGGCCAAGAGUCUUUGCGGAAGUGGAAUAUUGACUGCCCUGUAUGCCAUUGUAAUGCAAGAGGUUAUCGAAUGAGACCUCAUUUGUGCUGACACUGCCUUGGCCCUUCAUGUGAUCUACAUAAGACACAAAGUGACAAUAAGACUGUGUGAAGGACUUGGUCCUAUCCUAGUUAAAAGCCAGUGCUCUCCUGGCAUCUAACUUACGUGGAUGUUCCUCAUCUCUGUUAAUUUGCAGUUUGGGGAAGAAGACCAGAGAUGUAUUGUCUGGUUUAAAUGAAAAGCUGACGCAACUGUAGAUAAAAACUUCAGGUGUGGUCAUAAGGCUACUUUGUCUUUGAAGAGUACUGUGUAAGGAGGACCUGCCUGUGACGCUGGCAGAUCAGGUGCCAGCUUAUGCCAAGGUCCCCGUGCCUAACUUGAAUACUGACAGACAAAUAGCGGGACUCAGUCUGUUUCACGUGUGUGUUAGUAUUGUUAAAAUAGGUAUUAGACUUAUAAACAUGUUUAGUGUUUAGACUUUAUUGAAUGCUUGAAAGUUGCUGCAUGCAGUAAUCCCGCUUGUAACAUUUGUAUGCCAUAUUGUAAAGUAAUAUUUAAGCAUUUGCAUUGGAAGCCUCUGUAACCAUAUAAACCAUAUAACCAGACAGGAGAGAGACAUUGUGUGAAAUACAGAAGGUGUUAUGUCCUGCCCCAAGAGGAAAGCCCAUCAACACCAGACAAACUGUUGUGAAACAUCAAAAAAGACAAAAGACUUUAUUUGCUCCCGCGGCUCCUCCCUCUCCCCCACAAUGAAGAGGAGACAUACAAAAGAAUUGUUCCCAUCAGCUGAGUUGGCAGUUUGAAGCAGUAUGGGGGAAGGGAGGAAAACCCCCUAACAAGGAGGAACUGCAACUCUGCGCUGCUUGGACUCUUGAGGGCAAGGUUUUCUGGGCAUAAGCAAGAGAUCCCUGGAUUAGCCCUGAAGGACAUAUAGGGCUUGCUUAUUAUAGAAGCUGCUAUUACCUUUUGAACUUAAAGAUUGGAACUCAUUUGUGUGCAUGUUUAUUUACCUGCUUUAAUGUUGUAAAUAACUCUCGUUUCCUUUUAAAUAAAUCUUUAUAUAGUUUAUUA